Molecule: messenger RNA, 4338 nt
Organism: Punctularia strigosozonata HHB-11173 SS5
Lineage: Eukaryota; Fungi; Basidiomycota; Agaricomycetes; Corticiales; Punctulariaceae
Exons: 14
Coding region: 1-4338 (1445 amino acids)
Biological process (GO): ribosome biogenesis
Cellular component (GO): nucleolus
Source: RefSeq, a predicted model, not a curated record
AUGACCACGGUGCAUCAGAUAAACACGUCUCAGGACAUCGUCCGCGCGCUCAGGGCACCAGUCGACCCGCCGAAGCCUGGCGGCCCAUCCAAGAUCGAAAUCGCGCGAACCGCUUGGAAUGAUGGCUCCUUGAACUUCCCGCAGAAACGAGAGUUCUUACUGGAAUAUGUUCUCUCCCGCUUUCUGAAGGAGAAAAAUGCUGAGGAGCACGAGUGUACGAUGGAUCCUAAAUAUUGGGCCCUGCUAGCAGAUGUAGCUUCCAUGCAAGAGGAUACGUCCAGUUCCAAUCAACAUCAUGUUCCUCCCUCGAAGUUCGCCUUCACGCCAAUUUUGAACAAGAUCCCUCUGGAAGGUGUUUUAGCUCUCUAUGGCACCCUGCCUCGCCUCGAAUGGGGCUCGACGUACUACUGGAUUGCUUCGGCGCGUAUCUGGAUGUGCUUCGCGGUGUGCUUCAAAGAAGAACAGAACUUCCAGCCACUUUUCCUAUUCACGAUCUUACGAGAGUCGGUGGUAUCAUCGCAGGAACAUAUCGAACGUCGUUGUCGAACGCUUCGAGUCUCCAGCACGUUCGUAGACCGUCACUUGCAAACAUGGGUCGCAUGCCUUGUACAGGAACCCAUCGAAAAUCGCGCGGGAAAAUCGGAGGAGCAUAUUUACGAGGCUGGUGUGGAAACCCUCUUCGGCCUCGAGACGCUCCGGGACAAACAGCUUGUAUCUACCCUGCAGGACCACCCCGCUUUCUUUGAUCGCAGUUAUCCGUCUUACCGUAUCCUGCCUCGCCUCUUCAGUGCGUAUGUUCAGGCUAUUCGACGUCAUCGCGGCGCGCUGUUUGGAGGGGGAAGUGCUACGGAUGCGGCGGACAAAGAAUCUCAGUGGAGGACCACGUCUCUGGCAUUUCUCGACGCAUCUAGACAUAUCCUGGCUUCGCUUGGAGGGGAAAUGGAUACCCUCGGAUCCUGGCGCGUUGCCUCAGAGCUACUAGAGAUUGUAGAGCGCGAAAACCUGUUCCGAACAAGCGACGAUUCCGCGCCAAUUUUUACCGCAAUUGCUACGUGGGUGGUGGAAGGGCUCAUUUCUGAGAUAGGGCCGAAUGGACGAUCAGAGCACCAGGAUGCGAUCGUAGUUGCGCUAACGCACUUGGCCGGCAUCGACCAUGAUAUUGUUUCACCUCACCUGGCCACUAUCUUGCCAGUUCUGCUCGCUGUACCCUCACCUCACCUUGCUUCCCGGAGCUCAGACAAAACACCUGACGAGCAUGGCGCGGCAUUAUCGCUGCUAGCCGUACUUAUUGACUUCCACACCCGAUCUCGUACGAUGCCUACCUAUUUCCAAGCUCUACUUGAGUCAACAACCAGGUUGUUGGACACAAGCGACCUCUAUACCACCACUUUGUCCUCCGUUGUCGUCAGCGCCGCACACCUCGAUCUACUCGCCAAAUCCACUACGACUUACUUGAAUCCAGGUCAGGUCACCGACACCACGGAACAGCUCCUUAGAUUCCUCCAACAGCAGUGGAGCGCGUAUCCCUCCACAACAGGCGAUAUGGCCUCGGAGGACCCCAUCGUCGCUGCGACCGCGAUAUCCGUCACCUGUAGACUGGCAGCGACCGUUUUGACCUCCCUCCCGCUCAAGUCUAUCCUCCCCGACUCGCAAGCAGCGAUAAUCCAGAUACUGCAGCAAGCACGGUCAAACUUCUUGGGUCCCGCGCUCAGUAAGGCGCUCAAGCACAUCAACUCUGAGAAGAAGUCGAAGCGCUCAGAAGAAGCAAACGACGUCGGAUGGAACAUUGUGACCGCCGCACUCGUUCGGUUCCACUACACGUUGGCUAUGUCCACCAUUGGGCUUACGUGGGAAGUUGACGUGGGUGAUAAAAUCUGCACAAGGAUGCGACGAGUUGUCGUCGCCCCGAAGGGAAAGCCAGCAUCCUGUGAGGCCGAGGUCGAAUGUGUUCGAUACUUGUUUGCGCUGUGUGCAGCUAACAGGUUGGAAGAUUCGUCGCAGCUGCUCGACGCCGUGCUUGAUCAUCUUGAUCAGCCAUCCAAUGACUCCAACGCACUGGAGUGGAACGGCCUUUCGUGUCAGCUUGCCACGGCUCACGGUCCCUAUCUUGCCCCGAUUGCUCUUUUGCGCCUGAUAUUGGAUAGGUGGCUGCCGCUGGUGGAGCUCCUUGCCACCGAGGAGCAGUUGAAACGUCUCAUACAGUCCUGCAUAACCAUUCACUGCAACAGCGACGCAGAGCAUGGAAUCACGUCGCGAACCGUGCUCUCGGUCAGCCUUCGAACGGCGUCGAUAUGGGAACUGCCCAGAUUGCGAUCUGCGUUGCAGUCCGUAUGCGAGGAGAAGACCGGCUUUUUCAGCGGGCUCAAGGAAGGUCCCUCCCUAGAACAGAGAUUUACGGGUACUUCAACGAUCAACAAAAAACAAGUCAGGACUGCUACGGCCGUGUUUCAUAUACUGCUAUACGCCCCGGCAGAGUACCUGUCGCGACCCGCUCGGAUCGAACUGGUGCAGAGGGCACUCGCUGCAGAUUAUGCUACGGGUUAUCUAUUGCUAUCACGACAUGAUGACAAGGACAUUCAGGACGAGUUCUUAACCCAUUCGCUAAUCUUCCGGUCGUUUGCUUCGUAUGCCAUGACCCAGUCAGAUGAAGUUAUGCAGCUUCCGAGCACCAUAAUCAAAUAUCUCAUCAAACCGUCGUUUACCAAAUUUCAGUCUUUCCAUAUGGCGCGGACUGAAGUCGUGAAUGCGCACGCUUCCGCUACGCUGCAGAUCGUGGAAAGCCAGAUGACAGCUCUGCUGCGACGAUGCCAAGACGGAGACAGCGCGGAUAUGGAGCAAAUAGUUCGGUAUCUGAUCCAGCAUCAACCCGGCCAGGUGACCGAUCAACUAGCACCCCCUACGAUCUUCGAGGAGAGUUUGGUUCGCUUCAUGGCCCUGACCAGUACGAAGUACGCUAUCAGCAGAAUGCCGGCGACGGUUGUCAAUCUGUUCAAGGACUUGUACGAUGCGAGACGGGCAUUGUUGGAACCAAGAGUGCGAGACAUCUCCACGAUUGGUGCUCGCGUGCAAUAUUUGUCAGGGAGAAGCAAGCUGAUACGUGCAUGGGCGAUCCUCAGCGCGUUUGAGCGGUGGCUUGGAAAGGAUGCGGAUGUACCUCGAUCCGGAGCAGAUUCCAGUUUGGCUGCGCUCCUCGCCCACGUCGUAAUUUCGAAGACGGCGUUUCGUGAAGAUGCUGCAUUACAUGCCGCCCUCGCGGAAUACUGCUCAGCAGUCCUGGAGGUUGCAGUGGAGGAGAUGCAUAGCGCUCCGAAAUCACACAGAAAAAGGUAUAUGGAGAUUUUGCUUGCCAUUUAUGUCGCUCUGUACGAGUACAGCGAUGCGUCAAAUGGGUUGUUUGCUCCGAUUUCCAAAGCCAUCAAUUCACUGUCCGUCGAGGAGUUCAAUGCGGCUGCUCAGCUCAUUGCCGAGGCUCUCGAAUCACGAGCGCAUCGGGAAGGUUUCGUUCAUUUAUCGCAGAUCCUAGUUCGGGAAGCUCCUGAAGGCACUAUGCGACUGGUUCAAAACCAUGUUUCGUCGUGUCUCGUGACGUUUAUCAGUGACCCGGAUUUCUGGCAAGGGCCAAUUUCGCUUUCAGUCCAGGCGCUGAGAUUGUUGUCGGCACAAUGUUCGAACAAGCCGGCGUUCAUCCGACAACAGGAUAUGGAUGGCAUCUGGGCAUUCCUAGCCAAGUUCUUGCAGCCAUCUGCUGAGCAUCUCCCUACAACAUGCGUGGACGUCUUCGAGGAGAUUGUUUCGAUCAUCAACUCACUCAUCCGUCUCCGGCGUGACUUAAUAAACACUACUCUCCCCCACCUCGGUUUCGCUCUGCGGUUCCUCGUCUCGUCCCUCCGGAAUGUCCGUCCGGAGCUGGGCCCUCGUCAAACGCGGAUGGUGACAAACACCCUCCCCCGCUGGCUCAGCGUACCCGCGCGCCCUCUCGGUGUACCCGAAGCGGCUACGCUGGCUCGGCUCCUGACCGGGUUGACCGCGAAGACGAUCCCGCGCAAUCACCUCGGCUCGGGCGAAGACACGCAGCAAGCAAAGUCGAUGGCUCACGCGUUCUCAAAACACGCGGUAUACGUGAUUCAGUCGUACAUCGAAGUUCUCGACGACCCCUUGUGCGUGCUUAGGGCGGACAUGCGCAAGGCAUUGCAACCGGGCUUGUUCGCUCUGUGCGACAUGACCAGCGAGCAUAUGCGGGACUCUCUCAUGGUCUCGGCCCUGGACGCAAGCGGAAAGACGAUCAUGAAGGCACUUUGGAAAGAGUACGAAAAGCAACGCUACGUGGGCAAGGGAUAG